Anopheles darlingi is the source of this 412-nucleotide messenger RNA. RefSeq names its product splicing factor 3B subunit 5 (gene Sf3b5). The record is from RefSeq and is a predicted model, not a curated record. Lineage: Eukaryota; Metazoa; Arthropoda; Insecta; Diptera; Culicidae. The transcript has a single exon. Gene Ontology annotation, cellular component: precatalytic spliceosome; U2 snRNP. The coding region runs from base 95 to 352 and encodes 85 amino acids. Gene Ontology annotation, biological process: mRNA splicing, via spliceosome.
UACAACCCUGCCUGGACUGUCGCGGGAAGCCAAACAAAAAACCGACGAAAAACACUCGGAGUCAGGAAAAUUGUGCGCUGGAAAUUCGGAUAAGAUGGGCGACCGGUACAACAUUCACAGCCAGUUGGAACAUCUGCAGAGCAAGUACAUCGGCACAGGACAUGCGGACACUACAAAGUACGAAUGGUUAACGAACCAGCACCGCGACUCGCUCGCCACCUACCUCGGUCACUGCGAUAUGCUGAGCUACUUCGCAGUCGCCGAAAACGAAUCCAAGGCCCGCAUACGCUUCAAUAUUAUGGAGAAAAUGCUGCAGCCGUGUGGUCCACCACCAGAGAAACCGGAAGAUUAAAUAAACGUGAGGAUUGAACGAAUCCAAAGCCAAAAAACUCUUCUAUUCACCGAUCUUCGG